Molecule: messenger RNA, 1469 nt
Organism: Helianthus annuus (common sunflower)
Lineage: Eukaryota; Viridiplantae; Streptophyta; Magnoliopsida; Asterales; Asteraceae
Product: protein IQ-DOMAIN 14
Exons: 3
Coding region: 177-1268 (363 amino acids)
Molecular function (GO): protein binding
Source: RefSeq, a predicted model, not a curated record
UCGUAGCAUUGAUCGUGUAAACAGUGAAUACUUUGUCCAUUUGAACAGAGAGAGAGGUACGGCCUGUAUCUAUCUGUUAAAAUUCAUUCCAUUCCAUUCGUCUUAAAAUGCUAUGCUGUCAGUCCAACUUGUAUCUCCACCUAAAUUUUCAAUCAGCCGAGCCGAGAUGGUAGAAUAUGGGUAAGACAACCAGGUGGAUCCGGUCACUUUUCCGGCCCAAAAAGAACCCGUCAUCUUCAACCGGGUCGGGUUCUGUACGGCAAUAUAAACAUCAUGGGUCAUCAACAACAACAUUGCUUGAUUCUUCACACCCUGAGCCGUUGGAUGCUAACAAGCACGCGAUAGCAGUGGCGGCUGCUACGGCUGCGGUGGCCGAGGCGGCGCUUGCGGCGGCCCAUGCGGCGGCGGAGGUGGUGAGGUUGACAGCUGGCAGUGGGAGCAGAGUGUUUCAUGACGUGGAGCGCCGGAGGAUGUCGGCGGCUGUGAAGAUACAGUCCGGUUUCCGGGCGUACUUGGCUAGGAGAGCACUAAGGGCUCUUAAAGCAUUGGUAAAGCUUCAGGCACUCGUGAGAGGCCGCAUUGUGAGAAAACAAAGUGCCGACAUGCUUAGGCGUAUGCAGGCCCUGGCACGAGUCCAGGCCCGAGUCUGUGCUACUCGAGCUUCAAUUUCGGCCUCACCGCGUUCAAGCACCCGCUCUCCAAACUCACACACUCAACCCAAAUCUAAAAGUGCCAAAGGCGUUUUCAUCGACAGACGGUUAAACGGCCUGAAUUGGUUAGAAAAUUGGAUGGAGGAUACGUCUCGGAGCAGUAAACAAUGCCGGGCCGAUGAUGAAAGAAGUGACAAGAUUCUUGAAGUCGAUACGUGGAAGCCUCGUCUUCACCCAAGCCCAAGUAACACGUCGACCCAUGGCUCACCAUGGAACCCGGUUUCCAGACACAUGUCCCGGGAAGUGCUGCCAUUGGGUUCAAUGAUCCACCGAGAAGCAGAAAGUACAGUAUCAACGGCUGAUAACACCCCACGGGUUCCUUCCCCUGCUUCUAAGCCCGGAAGUAGCUAUAAAAGAAGCCCUUUUACUGAAUGCUCACGAAGUGUAUUUGGUGACUACCCGAGUUAUCCAAACUACAUGGCUAACACGGAAUCAUCACAAGCUAAACUGCGGUCCCACAGCGCUCCAAGACAAAGGAUUCCGUUUGAAAAAUCGCGCUCUACUAGGCGACGCUGGGAUUAUUCAGAUACGGUCUCAGAGAGAGGAUUUCGAAGCUAGAUGUGAUGGCGAUUUGGACUCUAAAGCUAGUUAUUGAAUUGCAUAAAUGAUGUUUAUUUCGUUGAUUGGGUUGUUGAUUUGACUAUAAUAUGUAUUUAUCCUUUGUGCCAUUUAAACUCGGUGUGGUUUUAUAAGUUGUCACCACAUUGGCACAUUUGAUGGUAUGGUUUUGUAAGUUGUCACCUACAUUCUGUCGGAAAA